CUUCAAGAACAUCAGGCAUUUCCCUCAAGAAAACGCAUUGCAGAGAAGUGCAGUCUUCUCUCAAAGCAAGAAUUCAUACUUCUCGAACUUUGUUUGCUUAAUCCUCCCCCUCCUUCAAUAAGAUUCUUUCUCUCCGUGAUUGUGAUUAUAUUUUCUUCAGUUUGCACAGUUUUCUUCCAUGAAUAGUUGCAGUGGUACCUUCACUAUAUAUGCUUUGGUCAUGCUCCUCUCUCUGUUCUCUUUGAGCGGGGAAGGGGUCUUUGCCCAAGCUUUCCUUGUAUAUCCCUUCUCGUGCGAGUAACGGGGUGUAUAGUUUUCAAUCCCUGGUGGUGCUUUAGAGAUCACUAGUCGUUCCCAAGUCACUGUUUCUGAUGGACUCGCUUCACUUUAAGAACAUCAAAGUUGAGAAAAGGGCUUACAGAAGUACUGAGAAGAACUGCCAACUGAGAAAGAUCGCGAGCUUGUUCAGGGUCAUUGAGAUAUGUGUCCUGUUGGUGUUGCUCUCGAGGUUUUCCACUCAACUGCCGAUAGCAGUCAAGAACUCGGGUGAGUAUUUCCGGGACUUGAAGGUGGUCCUGGUGAGUCCUCAGUUCGUGUUCAUCCUUGGGAACGUGAUAAUCAUCACUCUGUUCGCACAGUCCAGACGGUUCUCUGCUCGGGAUUCCACCACAAAGAACGAUCUUUAUGAUGAAUUCUUAGAGAAGAGCGAAAAGAGUCGGAACAACCGCCAAACCGAAACCCAAUUCCAGGACAAGCAAGUUAUAUGUGAGGACACCAGCGAUGACAAGCAUGUUGUCCACACGGAUGAGGUGGCGAAGACUUAUAAGAGGAGCCAAUCGGAGAACUUGCAUCACGAGAAUCGUGAGAAAGUGCACCGAGUUUUAAGGCGUUCUGUGACAGAGAAAUGCAGAGAGAGUGCCCUUUGUGCUGAGAUGGGAAAAUCGGAGAAAAAUCCUUUCCCUGAGGAUUCUUUGAGCAGUGAGGAGUUCCGUCGCACGGUGGAGGCUUUCAUCGCCCGGCAACAGAAGUCUCUGAGGGACGAGGAGUAGUCUGCGUUGUAAAAUGCUUAUAAGAUCGUAAGGUAGUCGUACAUAGUUCUAUAUUACUCUUUCCCAGGUUUUGGAACUAUGUAUAUUUCCGAAUCUUAUGCAAUUUCCCAUGGGUGUCUUUUCCUCU
Molecule: messenger RNA, 1176 nt
Organism: Eucalyptus grandis
Lineage: Eukaryota; Viridiplantae; Streptophyta; Magnoliopsida; Myrtales; Myrtaceae
Exons: 1
Coding region: 372-1049 (225 amino acids)
Source: RefSeq, a predicted model, not a curated record